AUGCCGUCAAACGGUUCUGCUACCGUCACCAAGACGCCCAAAAAGAAGACCACUCACACAGAGAACCAGGACGCCAACCCCAAACAUGACUUCUUCUGGACCUAUACCGAGGAGCCGCACCGCACCCGUCGACUGGCCAUUAUCAAGGCUCAUCCAGAGAUCACCAAGCUAUGUGGCCCUGAGCCUCUAACCAAGUACGUCGUCACCGGUGUCGUGACGCUCCAAAUCGUCCUCGCCUACCUCCUCCAGUCGACGUCCUUUUGGUCCUGGAAAUUCUGGGCUGUAGCAUACGUAUUCGGCGCCACCGCCAACCAGAACCUCUUCCUGGCCAUUCACGAGAUCUCCCACAACCUGGCCUUCAAGAGCCCAUUGGCGAAUCGACUCUUUGCCAUUGUAGCCAACCUGCCCAUUGCGGUUCCCUACAGCGCCGCAUUCCGCCCCUAUCAUCUCACUCACCACAAAUCCCUUGGUGUAGACGGCCUCGACACCGAUCUCCCCACCGCCCUGGAAGCCUUCUUCCUCGACUCCAUCCUCGGAAAGGCCUUCUUCUGCACCUUUCAGAUCUUCUUUUAUGCCUUGCGCCCCAUGGCCGUCUACCGCGUCCCCUUCUCCUGGGUCCAUUUCGUCAACCUCACCAUCCAGCUCUCCUUCGACGCCCUCCUCGUGCGCUACGCCUCGUGGAACGCAGUGCUGUAUCUCCUGCUGUCAUCUUUCCUCGCAGGUAGCCUGCACCCCCUGGCCGGCCACUUCAUCGCCGAGCACUACGUCUACGAAACCGUCACCCCUACGCAAAAGGACCCCAGCAACAUGGUCCCCGUGCCCGAGACGUUUUCCUACUACGGCCCCCUCAACUGGUUCACCUACAAUGUCGGUCUGCACAACGAGCACCACGACUUCCCUGCCAUUCCGUGGACCAGACUCCCUGCCGUGUAUGAAAUGGCCAAGGAGUUUUACGAGCCGCUGCCUCGUCAUGAGAGUUGGGUGUACGCCAUUUGGAGGUUCAUCUGGGACGAAAAUGUUGGUUUGAAUUGCCGUGUCAAGCGUAAAGAAGGUGGGCGGUUGGUCGGUGGUGCCGUGAACUGGAAGGAGAGUGAAGUGCAGGCCUAA
Molecule: messenger RNA, 1107 nt
Organism: Pochonia chlamydosporia 170
Lineage: Eukaryota; Fungi; Ascomycota; Sordariomycetes; Hypocreales; Clavicipitaceae
Product: dihydroceramide delta(4)-desaturase
Exons: 3
Coding region: 1-1107 (368 amino acids)
Biological process (GO): ceramide biosynthetic process
Cellular component (GO): membrane
Molecular function (GO): sphingolipid delta-4 desaturase activity
Source: RefSeq, a predicted model, not a curated record